Messenger RNA from Thelazia callipaeda (thelaziosis nematode), 438 nucleotides. The record is from the annotation of a GenBank genome assembly. Lineage: Eukaryota; Metazoa; Nematoda; Chromadorea; Rhabditida; Thelaziidae.
AUGUGUAAUGCAUACAUCGAUAAGCGACGAUAUUGCAAGUAUUUUUUUUUUACUUUUCAGAAUGAUUACUGCAAAGAGUAUGAGAGUUGUGAAAAGCGUCUUGAGAUGCUACAACGGCAAUGCAUAAAAUUGGAAGAACAUGCAAAUAAGAAUCAUAAAGAGUGCUACAAUCUUCUGAGUUCAGCUCGAGCUGCGGUCGAUGGUUUGCAGCUUAGAAAAGCAGAACUUGAAAGGGACUGUCUUCAGCAAACUCGAAAUGCAGGACUAAUUGACAAGCUUGAUUACUUUCAGAUGCGAUGUGAACGAAUUGCGCGUUCUCUUCCUUCGAAUAUCCAAUUGAUAAGAUAUCCGGAAAGUAUUAAAGAUUGUAGAAAAUCAUCCAGGUCCAUACGCAAACAAUGUCAUACUCUUGCUCCAUGUUGUCAUCUACACAGGUAA